This is a messenger RNA of Suhomyces tanzawaensis NRRL Y-17324, 1065 nucleotides long. Its product is annotated as polyubiquitin-binding protein. The coding region runs from base 1 to 1065 and encodes 354 amino acids. Gene Ontology annotation, cellular component: VCP-NPL4-UFD1 AAA ATPase complex. The record is from RefSeq and is a predicted model, not a curated record. NCBI's taxonomy places the organism in Eukaryota, Fungi, Ascomycota, Pichiomycetes, Serinales, Debaryomycetaceae. The transcript has a single exon. Gene Ontology annotation, molecular function: polyubiquitin modification-dependent protein binding.
AUGUUUUCAUCAUUUGGGUCUGCCAUGUUUGGCGGCGGAGCGUUCGCCCCUCCAAUCAACAACAAGUUCGAAGACUACUUCAGGUGCUAUCCAGUGACAAUGAUGCCUGAUAACAUCCGCAAAGACGAUGCCAAUUAUGGUGGUAAGAUCUUCUUGCCAUCGUCUGCAUUGAACAAAUUGACCAUGUUGCACAUCCGAUACCCCAUGUUGUUCGAGUUGAACAACGAGGCCAAGGGCAUCACUACCCACAGCGGUGUUUUGGAGUUCGUGGCUGAGGAAGGAAGAGCUUAUAUACCCCAGUGGAUGAUGAGCACGUUACAGUUGAAUCCAGGAGGGUUGUUGAAGAUUGGCAACUGCGACUUGCCAUUGGGGAACUUUGUCAAGAUCGAGCCCCAGUCCGUGGACUUCUUGGACAUCUCCGACCCCAAGGCCGUGUUGGAAAACGUGUUGCGGAAGUUUUCCACAUUGACCGUGAACGAUAUCAUCGAGAUAAAUUACAACGACUCCAUCUACGGCAUCAAGGUGUUGGAGGCAAAGCCCGACUCGCUGUCCAAGGGGAUUUGUGUGGUGGAAACCGAUUUAGAGACCGAUUUCGCUCCACCCGUGGGCUACGUGGAGCCAGAAUACACUCCAAAGUCCUCAAAGCCUGCAUCUUCCAUAGACCCUUCCAAGUACAACAGAGGCGCAGGGGCAGCCACCAUGGCCAAGUCCAUCAACUAUGCCAACCUCGUGGCUGAGGCCUCAUCCGAAGAUGGUUUCAAGGGCUCGGGCCAAAAGCUCUCAGGAAAGCCCACAGAGACCGUCUCCAAGAAUUACAGCAUCGAAGACUUGGAUCCCAACGCGCCUCCCACUGUCCUUAAUCUUCCAGAAAACCAGCUUUUCUUCGGGUUUCCAGUGGUGCCUCCAGUGCUUGAAGAGAGUUCCGAGCAGAAACAGACAGAAAACAACGUUUUUACAGGCAGUGGACAGUCGUUGAGACAGAGCAAGAAGCGCAAGGAUACCAACACGUCCCAUCCUUCCUUGAAGAACCACUCGAGGAGUCCAGAUUACAUAGAAAUCGAUUGA